GAGGCGGGCGCGGCUCCGCUCCGCUCGCACCGGGGCAUGCGCCCGCCCGGGGCCCCGCCGCGGCGGAGCCCGAGCCCGGGGCCCGGCCAGCUCGGUGCCCACGGGGGAUGGUGUAAGCGAAGCCCGGAGCCGCGCUCUGCAGCCGUUCCCCCCCCUCCCGUCUCUGCUCCCCAGAAGCUGCCGAGGAUGGAGCCCGUUCCCCGCAGCCCCGGCCCUGCCUGGCCGCUGACCUACCUGGUGCUGCUCUCCUUGCCAGGUGUGGGUGCCCAGGUGAGUGAAGGCUUCCAGCUGGAGCAGCCUCAGGACAAGGUGUCAGUGACAGCAGGGGAAACACUCAACCUGACCUGCAUCUCAUCUGGAUAUGGUCCCGCUGGCCCCCUGAAGUGGCUGAAGGGCUGGGGCAUGGGGAAUGAGACUGUUUAUGACCAGAACGGCGUGUUCCCCCGUGUGACCAGGGCAGAGCCUGGAUCCAACACAGAUUUCAGCAUCUACCUCCGGGAUGUUGGCCCCGAGGAUGCUGGCACCUAUUACUGCAUCAAGUUCCGCAAACGGUUUGGUGUGGAUGAGGUGUUCCAGCACGGGAAGGGCACGGAGGUGUCUGUCCGUGCCAAACCCACCCCCCCGGUGGUGUCUGGGCCCCAGCACAGAGUGGGGCCGGGGCAGUCGGUGUCCGUCACCUGCGUGUCUGGAGGGUUCUACCCCGAAAACAUCGCCGUGAGGUGGUUGAAGGACGCGGCCUCCAUCUCCGCUCAGCAGCCCCGGGUCACCCCCGGGAGGACAAAAUCCUCCUACGACAUGUCCAGCUCGGUGACGGUGACGCUGCAGGAGGAGGACGUCCGCUCGCAGCUCGUCUGCGAGGUGCAGCACCCCACGCUGAGGGCCCCGCUGAGGGAGACCUUCCAGCUCAGCAAGGUCCUGCGAGUGCCCCCCAGAGUGCGUGUGGUGGCCGAGCCCCCCGGCCCCGUGGAGCCGAACGGGACGGUGACCUUCUCCUGCCAGCUGGAGGGGUUUUACCCGGGAGAGGUGUCCGUCACCUGGCUGGAGAACGGGAUGGAGAUGAAGGUGGAGAACGUCUCGCGGGCGGUGGAGACGCGGCGGGGGUUGUUUGAACUGAGGAGCCAGGUGGAGCUGCAAGCCACGGUGGAGAGGAACGGGUCGGUGUUCACCUGCAGAGUGGUGCACGAUGGGCAGGAGCCCCUCAGCGAGCUGGCUGCACUGCGGGUCACUGUCCCAGCCCAGGAGGGCACCGGCGGACAGACCCAGGGAGAGGAUGACAAGUUGCGCCUCAUUUAUAUCGUGGUGGGAGUGAUCUGCACUGUGCUGGCACUGCUGGUGGCUGCAACUCUUUACCUCAUCCGGGCAAAGCAGAGCAAGGGUAAAAGCUCACCGUCUGCUAGGUUACAUGAGCCUGAGAAAAGCAGCGAGGCCACUACCCAGGAAUCCGACCCCAACAACCUGACUUACGCGGACCUGAACUUCGACAAGGAGCGGAAGCCGAUCCGCAGGAUGGUGGAGCUGAGCCAACAGUCAGACUACGCCUGCAUCCAGAGCAGCCCCGCGCCCACCGGCGACGACAACCUCACCUACGCUGACCUGGACAUGGUGCACCUCAGCAAGGCACCCAAACGGCCAGCCCCUGGCCCCGAGGAGGCCAGCUCCGAGUAUGCCAGUGUCCAGAUCCCGAGGAAGUGAGCGGGGACCCCCUUGCCCCUCAGGGAGCCACCCUGCUCCUCCCCAGGAGGAAUUCUCCUGGCAGCACUGAAAGCGAUGUGAAGAUGGGCUGUGGUACCCACGGGGUGGAAACGGAGCUUGUGAUGCUGGGGGGGUCAUCUCCCAUCUGCAGAGACCUGGUUUUUUUGGUUUUUUUUUUGGAGGCAGCUUGGUCCUGGGGCUUCCAGCUCCAUCCCUUUGGGAUCCCACUCAGCUCGGCGUGCUGGGUUUGCCUGCCAGCAGGUCCAGUGGACCAGAGGCUCCUCGGGAAGCUCCGCCUGGGCAGAGGGAUGGGGACAGUGCCUCCCUGCCAGCUCCAGUGAGGAUGCUGCUGCUGCCCGGCCAGGCUUGCACGGCUUCCCACGGCCACCCUGGCCCCACUGGAGCCCCCACACUGCCUUCUGGGGCUCCCUGCCUCCGGCGCCUGGAAAACAAACUCUGGCUUUAAAGGACGGAAGCGUCCGCCUCUCUCUUCCCAAGUGUCCCUUCUGCGGGACCUCUGUCUCGCACCAAGGCCAACGAGGCUGGGCAGGCCACUGAGCUGAGCCUCCCACCAUGGGCUUUCCUGUCCUGCCACCCAGGGAGGCUCCUGGGAAAGCUCCCUGGUACCCAGCAUCUUCUUCCUCCUCCUCCUCCUCCUCUGCACAGCCUUGCCCUACCCUGGGACCCAUCGGUGCUGCCCCAGGUUUGUACACAGGGUGCAGCUUUGCAGGUGCCCCCACCAGCCCUGGUUCCACCCCCCGCAGCCCCGGGAGCUCCCUGCAGGUACCGUGUAACAUGUUUUGACUGUUUGACAUGUAACUGUUAAUUUCUAGAGCUAAAAACCCCAAUGUUUUGUGUUGUACGUGGGUGUGCUGCUGUGUACUUAACACUAGAGUAAGAUGUGCAGAAUCAAGACCGAGGCCUCAGUGAAGACCCCUAAAACCUGUAGAUUUUAAGAGACUCACAUGACCCCUUCCCAGCUCUGUGGGGGGGUGGCAGCAUGCUCCCCCCAGCCCUCCUGUGGGGACAGAUGUCUUCCCUGUGUCCCCUCCCUGGGCUACAGCACAGGGCCAGCACCCUGUGCUGGCUCCCACAGCACCAGUGGCCUUGCAGGAGUGGGACUGUGUUCCCCCAACCCUGGCUGCUGGGGGGGGGGAAUUGUCUAUGGAGGAAGGGGCCUGGUGAUGCUUUGAGAGCGAUGUGACUGCCUGUACAGACCUUUUUUUGUUUUGUUUUGUUCUUUUCUUUUUGCUUGCAAGAUAUUUUUAUAAUAAAAGUGAAAAGUCCUGUGCUGCUCCCG
Molecule: messenger RNA, 2992 nt
Organism: Calypte anna (Anna's hummingbird)
Lineage: Eukaryota; Metazoa; Chordata; Aves; Apodiformes; Trochilidae
Product: tyrosine-protein phosphatase non-receptor type substrate 1-like
Exons: 9
Coding region: 37-1692 (551 amino acids)
Cellular component (GO): plasma membrane
Source: RefSeq, a predicted model, not a curated record